AUGCUCCGACCCGGGUAUUUAUUGCUUGAUUUAUUGCGUAAUAAUGUCACUGCUACGAGAUUGGCAGAUAUUUAUUUCGUCGACAAAGAAGCAGAGAAAGGCAAAAACGCGAAAGACAUCUCUUGCAAAAAUGGCUGCUAUUUGGUUUACUCCCCUAAAAAUGCCUGGCUUCCGGCCAACAGACAGACACCUGCUGAGAAACAGUGUAUAGCCCAACGUGACACGGAUGUCCCUUCAGAUAUUAACAUUUUCUCAUUUACUCAGAAUUCAUUCAAACCUCCUCGUUCUUUUUCUUUUCUUCGAAGCCAUAUUAUUCCUUGUUCGAUUUCUUUUCUUUUAAACAUUCAUUCACCUUGUUUUUUUUCUUUUCCUUCUAAACCAUCACUCUCCUUGUUCCUUUUUUUUCUUCUAAGCCAUCACACAGCUUGUUCGUUUUCUUUUUCUUCUAAACCUUCACAGUCCUUGUUGUCUUUUUCUUCUAAAUCAUCACUCUCCUGUCAUUCUACCUCCCUGUUCUUUUUCUUUUCUUCUAAGCCAUAUCAUUCCUUGUUCGUUUUCUUUUCUUUUAAGCAUUCACCCUCUUUGUUUUUUUCUUUUCCUUCUAAACCAUUACUCUCCUUGUUCGUUUUCUUUUUUCUACACCUUCACACACUUUGUCCGUUUUCUUUUCUUCUAGUCAUUCAACCUCCUCGUUCUUUUUCUUUUUUUAAAAGCCAUAUCAUUCCUUGUUCAUUUUCUCUUCUUCUAAGCCUUAACAUCCCUUGUUCGUUUUCUUUUCUUCUGAACCUUUACCCUCCGCUUUCGUUUCCUUUUAUUCCGUACAAAUUCUUCUUUUUCUACUCUUCCUCUUUCUCCCCCUUCUCCUCCUCCUUCUUCUGUGUCUUCUUCUGCGUCCUCCUCUUCUUUUCCUCUUACUUCUUCUUUUUUUCUUCUACUCUUCCUCUUUCUCCUCCUCCUCCUUCUUAUUCUUCUGCGUCUUCUUCUUCUUCUUUUCCUCGUACUUCUUCUUUUUCUUCUUCUUCUCUUUCUUCUUCUUCUCUUUCUUCAUCUUCUACUCUUCCUCUUUCUUCUUCUUCUUCUUCUUCUCUUUCUUCUUCUGCUCUUCUUUUUCUUCUUCUACUCUUCUUCUUCUUCUACUCUUCUUCUUCUACUCUUCCUCUUUCUUCCUCUCUUUCUUCAUCUUCUACUCUUCCUCUUUCUUCUUCUUUUUCUUCUUUUCCUCUUUCUUCUUCUUCUUCUACUCUUCUUCUUCAUAAUCUUCUACUCUUCCUUUUUCUUCUUCUUCUUCUUCUUCUUCCAUUAUAA
Molecule: messenger RNA, 1305 nt
Organism: Acanthosepion pharaonis
Lineage: Eukaryota; Metazoa; Mollusca; Cephalopoda; Sepiida; Sepiidae
Source: the annotation of a GenBank genome assembly